Podarcis lilfordi (Lilford's wall lizard) is the source of this 30419-nucleotide messenger RNA. Lineage: Eukaryota; Metazoa; Chordata; Lepidosauria; Squamata; Lacertidae. The record is from the annotation of a GenBank genome assembly.
CGAGAAUGGCGUUUAUAAAUGGUCCAUGUUUCAUAAGCAUACAGUAAGGUUGGUAGUACAAUAGCUUUGUAAACAAGCAUUUUGGUUUCCCUGAGAAUGUCCCAGUCCUCAAACAUUCUGCACUUCAAUCAGGAGAAAGCCGCACUCACAGAGCUGAGGCGAUGCUGGAUUUCAGCAUCAGUGUUGGCACUUGUGGAAAGAUAACUGCCCAUACUGGAAGAAGCAAAGAUCACCAGUGUCGAAGCAAUGAGUCUUCAACAUCAACUUUGUUGAACUGGUCACGUCAUGCGGAUGUCUGAUUAUCGUCUUCCAAAGCAACUACUCUAUUCCGAACUUAAAAAUGGAAGGCGUAAUGCUGGUGGUCAACAAAAGAGGUUUAAAGACUCUUUUGAGGCAAAUCUGAAAAAAAUGUAGUAAAAACAUCAACAACUGGGAAACACUGGCCUAUGAGCGCUCCAAUUGGAGAACAGCAUUUACCAAAGAUGUCAUGGGCUUUGAAGACACUCAAACUCAGGACGAAAAGGAAAAAUGUGCUAAGAGGAAGGCAUGCUUGGCACCGUGAUAAAGUCCCUCCAGGAAACCUAUGUCCCCACUGUGGAAGGACAUGUGGAUCCAGAAUUGAUCUCCACAGUCACUUACGGACUCACUGCCAAAACCGUGUUCAUGGAAGACAAUCUUACUCAGCUACGAGUGAUCUCCAAAGACGACGACUAGUAAUUAAUAACUAGAGAAGACUAGUAAUUUUUUAUUAUUAUUAUUAUUACUAUGUCAUAGGCACAUUGAUACAAUGGCACAUUUCCAUGUACUUAUUGGCAAAACUAUGUGAUUUAUUUUGCAGUUGCACCAGAUCCAGUGGAACUUAUUUCCAAGUCACUGAACAGAACUGCAGGGUAACAUAGCACUCCUGUGACCCUAGCUGCACCAGUAUAAUUUAGUCAGGAUCCCAUAUGUACUUCCAGCACCAGUCUGGAGGAGGGGGAAGAGUUAGAACUAUAAAAACCAUAGCUACAAUGCUACCUAUUCCCCCAGCAUCCAAGGCAACACCACUGACACAAAUCAAUCACAGAGUAGCAUGCCAACAAUGCCCCAGUAGCCAUGCAUAGACUGACCCAUUCCACACACAGCAAUAGGGAAACAUCUCCAAGACCUCACCCCCGAGCCAUACACAACAGGCAACCCACCAAUCACUACUGAAAGAGCCCCUAGGGCAAGCAGCAAUUCAGCAAUAAGGAAUGUCUGGAAAUCUCUCUACAAACAGGUGUUCAAAUUCACCUGUAUCACACAAUCAUUGCUAAUACAGUCGUACCUUGGAGGUUGUACGGAAUCUGUUCCGGAACGUUUGAAAACAUUUCAAAACGUUUGAAAACCAAAGUACAGCUUCCGAUUGGCUGCAGGAAGCUUUUGCAACCAAUUGGAAGCCCCGUCAGACGUUUGGCUUCCAAAAAUAGUUUGCAAACCGGAACAGUCACUUCUGGGUUUGGAACGUUCAGGAGCAAAAACAUUCAGGAACUAAGUUGCUCGACUUCCAAAGUAUGACUGUAACCAAGCUUUUGACGGCACAACAGGAGACAUCUCAAAUAGGGACACACCUGAGGGGUGUCAGAGAGGUAGCAGCGCAGUCAGACUGCCAGCUCACAGGACACAUGCUCCUUUGAUUAUUGCCCCAAAUUUUGUCAUCUGUUCUCCCUCCCUCCCUCCACUACUAAAUGCUUCGUUCAUUGCAGCAGCAACAACUCAGAAGAACCUGCCAGCUUACCAGAGGAUAGAGUUACCCUAAGUUAUGGCAGAUUAAGUUAAGACCCCAUCCCUCCCAGAGUCAUAUCUCCAGGUAAGAGAAGGCAAAAAAUAACUUUGGUGGAUAGAAGUGAUCUUUCUCUGCUUAUCCUCACUAACAAAGUGGACAGCAUCAUUUUAGCGGAUUCUGAAAGACACAUAAGAGUCGUCAACAUUCUUAGCUUAGGAUUCCUGUGAUCUUGAAAGUACCACGGCAGCUUAGAUGUCAUUUACCCCAUUGUGCCAUCUCCACACUGCAUUCGCAACUGCCGAGCAAGCAACUUGCAAAGAUACAUGAGCCUGCUAGAAUAUCAAGUUGGCAACGCCACGGAGGAACACCUGGAAUCAUACUGGUUACUACUGCUGGUACGCUUCUUUUACUCACUGCACAGCAACAGAAAUAAGAGUUAUGUUGCUCGUUGCGCCUGCCUGAAAGCUGCCCAGGAAGAGGCCAAAAGGCAGCAUAGAUCAAUGGCCAGCAGUUGACAGGAAGGUCUUGGACCUAGAUGUCCAGUAUGCGUUUGUGAGAAUGCUGCCACCUAAAUGCUCCUCAGAGGAGCACUCUUCUCUCAGCUAGGGAACUGCGAUGUGUAGUGACUGACUGACCUCCACGUGGCCGGGCUGCAAUCCUGCAGAGCGAAGGGUGUUAUGAUAGCUUAGUCAAUAGUAAGGAUGGAGUGAGAGGAGUGCCCUUCAAUCACUAGAGAGCUUACCUGAAUGUGAUGGUUCACAGGCCCCAAUACCCCUCCUUCUACACAGUGCCUUCUAUCCAUGUGAUGGCGUCACCGGCUGGUGAGGAAGGAUUAGCCAAUACAACGCUGAACACUGAAAUGGACAGACGGUGGAAAGUGGGAGAGAGACAUGGGAGAUAUCUGUAGCAGCCAUACUUUAAAGCUCGAGUCAAGCUCCCCCCAUCUACUUACCUGCGGAGCCGUCCAGGAGUUCUUGCUGGUUGUCCCGAGGGUCUUCACAAGUUUUAUUCUUAUGUAUUUCUCCACAGUUCUCAACAUCAACAUUCCCUUUGCUGUGCAGGGCUUAAGACCAGAGAUAAGAGCUGCAUGUGCUGGCAUCUGAGAAAUGGACUCCAUGUUAAGGGUUUCUGCACUAUUCUAUGCGUGCUGUGAUUGGCCAGUCUGAAUCCUAUGCUUCACUGCAGUGAUGUGAGUAGAGUGGCAGGAAGACUUUUCUGACUCUCUGCUAAUAAAGGUAAAGGUACCCCUGCCCGUACGGGCCAGUUAGACAGACUCUAGGGUUGUGCGCUCAUCUCACUCUAUAGGCCGGGAGCCAGCGCUGUCCGCAGACACUUCUGGGUCACGUGGCCAGCGUGACAAGCUGCAUCUGGUGGGCCAGCGCAGCACACGGAACGCCAUUUACCUUCCCGCUGGUAAGCGGUACCUAUUUAUCUACUUGCACCCGGGGGUGCUUUCGAACUGCUAGGUUGGCAGGCGCUGGGACUGAACGAUGGGAGCGCACCCCGCCGCGGGGAUUCGAACUGCCGACCAUGUGACCGGCAAGUCCUAGGCGCUGAGGUUUUACCCACAGCGCCACCCGCGUCCCGCGUCUCCACUAAUAGGAAUGUUUUAAUUUACACAAUCUCUUUUGUUGGUGUAACUUAACUCGUUGGUACUCAGGAGUAGAAUCUGAGGGACCAGUUUGAUUCACACUAAGCCUCCUCUUCCCCCAGUGACACUGACAGCUGUGCCAACAAUGUUGAGUCAACAUCAGCAAAACCUUGAUGCUGACAUUAUAUCACUAGCAUGGGCUAUGCAGAAAAUCCUAGAGGGCUCAAAAGUUAUCAUAAAUUGAGCACGGUGCUGUGCCCUUAAUAUAACCAUUUCCCCAUAAGAAUCGCAGGGUUAUUAUUACCUGAAUAAAGACUUAAGUUAAGGACUUAAAAUUAACGCACCUCAGAUUUUAAAGUAAUUUAUUGGAAAUAGUUCUUAGAUUACAAACAAGCAUUUCUCAUUUACAGAAUGUGCUGACAGCUAAUGGUAAGAAAUGUAGCCUUCCAGUCACCUGCCCAUCAGCAAUGCAACCCUGCAAAAUUGCAGAGUAAUUUACCUAGUUAACUUUGCCCACACGUAGCCCUUUAAGUAGUUUAUUUGUGGUCCAAUUACCUGUUUGUGAAGGCAUUCCCUGGAAGAGUGCCCAACCUCAUAUUUACCUCACUAUGUUCUGCAACAAGAUGGAUACUUCAGUUGUGUCUACUAGCCUGUGAAAAUACAACCCACUUACUCUUACAUUGUUUUGAUUUCUAUGAAAUUAAAAUGCUGUAGGAUUCUUUUAAAAAAAGAUUUAAGUCACAGCAAUAUAAAACUCUGGAUUGGUUAACUUAUUCAGCUGAACUGGGGAACUAUUCAGGAUGCAGGCAUGUUAGUGCUCUUUGGGUGGGCUAUCAAGAACGUUAUAGUAUCGUGGAACAAGUCACCAUGUGAUGUUUUACACUUAAGUUUCAGUUGCUCCCAAGAGGAUUAACCACCCCAAAGAAAGGAAUGAUGACAUGAGAAACAUUGACACUCAAGUACAGCAUAACAACAAUUAAGCAUUUUGUAAAACUUCUGGUGCUUUUUAAGACUGAAGAGGUUUGUUCAUUUAUGUAUAUGGUCAAUUAAACCAUUGGUUUUAACUACAUUGUUUUAUUAAAACAAUAUUCCAAGAAGCAUAGGGUAAGGUCUUCUAUCAGAACAAUUUGAGACUUAUUAAGUUGCCACAUGCUAAGGUCAAACUAAGCUACCACAUACAGAUGUUCUUUUUAGAUAAGCAAAAACCACAGCACACAUCCAUUGACCGAGUUGCUUGAGUGUGUUUUGAACUAGUCAUACAAUCACUGUUUGAUAAGCUUAACUUCUCCAUUUUAAAUAAAACAACUUCCAUUUAUACAGAAGAAACAUAAGAAAGACCGGUGUUUACAUAUAAUGCAGUCACUAAGUAUCUACACUGCUUACACUUUAAUAUACUAACAUAAAGCAUGGGUUUGAUUCACAGAAUAAGUAGGUCCACGAUUGUAAGUUAACAAUAACUCUUUAUUGCUUUAUACAUGUGGUGCUUUUUCAAGGCACUGUGGCAUGGACUAAAAAACUUGGAAUGACUUGUGAAGGAACCUGGAAUGACAUAUGGUCAACAUGGAAAGUUCUUCAGAAGCAAGACGACAGCUAAUUUAAAUUCCAAGAUAUCAAACAUCAGGAAUGAGAGUUCAUAGUUCACAGGAGAUAAUAUAACAAUCUUGUUUAAGGAUCAGCUCCUUCACAUGCCCAUUCUGAUACUCUGAAUAAUCUGGAAGAUAGCUGCAAAAGGAAACAGGUUUAGAUGUUGCUAUGUUAGAAUAUAUCAAAUGAUGCACCAUUUUAAAGAGUUAUGUACAUUGGCAUUGCUAUAUACACAGAGUAAACCAGAUUUCAGAAAACCUUUGAACAAGUUCCACUUGAUUUUACUAAGCUGUGUAAGACAGAACAUUUUACUACUCCCAAUUUUAUAUAAAUAUCUUCCAAGAAAGCCACACUAGAAAGACCAAGUGAAGUGUGAAACUAUACCAUAUGGCACAAUUUUUUUCCUGUUUUCUCAGCUGAAAUCAACCUAUUUUAAUUAGCAGUUUUGAUUUCAGCAAUAUGACUUCCCACUCAGUCCUACACAUAAUAACUCAGAAGUGAACUGAUCCAUGUACAGUAGAACAUACUCUCAGGUAAGUGUGGAUAGGAAGGCUGUUUUAAAAGAAAGCAAUGGUUGCCAAUGUAAAUCUUCCUGUUUUCAGCAUAGUGUAUAAAAUUGCUAUUGACAGCACACUUGUAACUUAUUAGUUUAGAUCACUGCUUGCUAUGUCAACAACUAAGUAGCCACAAUAAGGGGUAUAAGCGUGACAUUUAAAAACAGCUAUGAACCCACAAUAAGAUACCAGUCUCCCUCAUUUGUGAAGUAGGCAAACUUCAUGUGAAUAAAGCCCCUCAUUUAAGUAAUAACAACUAUUACUCUCCUUAUCUUAUUUGUAACCAUCAACACAACUCCUAAGGAUAUAAAAAUUGGAGCCAGUAAGCUUAUAGAACUAGGUGAACCAUCACAUAUUAUUAACAGUGUUCCCUGACAGCGUUCAGGAAAUCUGUUUUGCAUACCCUUUCUUUCUUUUUGUGAAGCUCUGUCCUGAGCGACCUGGUGUACCGGAAAAAUUACCUUACUUGCAAUUUGGCUAUUUAAACAGGUAAGUCUCAAAUAGCAACUUCCAAAAGGCCAGCUAUAUUAGUCUGCUGUGCAAACCUGAACACAGGUAUAUUAGACAGACAAUACCACUGGGAUUUGUGGGUCACUUCUGGGAAAACAAGCUUAAGACAGCAUUGAGAAACUAAAAUUCUAAGGAUGCCUUUAUCUUUUGCAAGUCCUCAUUGCUACAGAUGUACAUAAAGAUCAGUGUGGGGGGGUAUUCAUAAAAAGUGGGCAAAUAUCACUAGUCCAAUCAAGUCAGGCAAUGUGUGUGUGCGUGUAGAGUGAUUCCAAUAUAAUGUCUAGUAAUUUUAAGCAGGGUUGUGUUUUUUUUAAGAAACCAGCAUAGCUAUGAUGAAAAAGUACCAAUGUGAGAACCUAAGGGCUAAACUGGUAGCUGAAUAAGGUCCAAUGGUAGAGUUGCCCAUAUGGCAGAGUUGCCCAUAUGGCACUCAACGCCAGCAGCAGCCCUAGGGGUCCACCUUGCCCAGCAAAUCCACUACACCUCUCCAGAUGUUUCUGAACACCUGCUCCCCAUCCCACCACUUGCGAGAAGCAGCGCUGCCCCCCUUUUAGGCGAAAACACCUUCCACCACUCAAAAAGAAAAAGAAAAUGCCUCUUCUAAGAGGAGAACCGCCUCCUUCUCCCUGAUCACGUCUUGGCAAAUCUAACCAACAAUUUAAGGACCACAAACUACGGGACACCAGAGAAGCACAGGGGAACAUCUGUGGGAAGCAAACAAGUGUCGCCGCAGCUUGUUUACCUUUGCUAACCCAAGACCUUUCGGGCUGGAAGGGGUUCCCCACCUGAAAACCACCACCCCCCACCCAAAAAAUCAAAUUCCCUUGAUGGAGAUGUUGGACAAGGGACCCAAUCCCGCCCAGCUGCCAGCGCUUACCCGAUCCGCACACCACGAAGAUGAACAAGGCCAGCAGCCAGGGCCCCACCGACGCCUUCUCCUCGGGGGCGUUUCUCUGUGGGAAGAGCCAGCGUGUCAGGACGGCUCGGGUGAGGAAGAAGAAGAGGAGGAAGAAGAAAAGGAAGAGGAGGAGGAGCGGGGUUUCUUUCGGGGGUAGCCGCCCCUCAGCGGCCGGGGGGGGGAGGCCACGAUCCCCGCAGUCCCCCCCUCCUCCUCUUCCUCCUCAGCCCCUCAGGAACCGGUUAAAGGCCAAGCCCCCCCUCCCGCACAGCCUCCCAUCUUCCUCGCGCGUUUCCCCCUUCAGAGGCUGCUUCCCGCGCGAGGGGCAAAGCGGCAGGGGGAGACGGAGCCCCGCCCUCCCCGGUCGCAGGAGGGCGCUGAGGGGAAAGGGGAGAAGAGGUUUCCGAGGCCUCCUCCGCGAAGGAGCCCCUACCGAGGUCUUGGCCACGUUCCCGCGCUGCGUGAUGUUCUUGCUGUGCUUCUCGUUGGCCAUCCGGAUCCGCUGCUUCGCCACCAUCUUGGCCGCCGCCGCCGCUGCCGAAGCUGCUGCUGCUGCCUGACAGACAGACGCCGCGACUGAGCUGUGGCCGCGCUGCUUGUGUGAGGAGGAGGAGGAGGAAGCGCGUGAGGGGAGGGCAGCGUGAAGGGAAGGGAGGGGGGAAGAGACCGAACCGCCUGACGCGCUCCCUCCGGCCGAGCCGCCGCGUAAGCAGCAAACUGCCCCUCGCGCAGGCCCCGCCCUCCGGAAGCGCGGAGGCGGAGCCGCCGCCGCCAACCCGGAAGCGGCCGCCUCUCCCCUCAGGUUUUUCUCUUCUUCGUUUCGCCGUCUAACGCUAAAGGUGGCCGGCAGAAAUGGGCGGAGGCCGCGUGACGUGGGAAACUCUCCGCCCCGCCCCUCUCGAGAGGUUGCUACACGUCACCCCGGAAAAAGGCGUCCGCUCUUGAGCUGGCGGAGGAGAGACGUGUACUGUCCUGAGCCGUGACCCCCGCGACCCGGAAGGAGAAAAGGUUGGGCCUGGCUCAAGAUGGCGCCACCCACGCCGCUUCUGGCAGGUGGGUUGAGGCGGGCGAAUCCAUAAGUUGCCUGUUUUUUUUAACAAAUCUUUUUUUAUUUUUCGAUGUAGCGCCGCGUGCAUUAUGGCGGCUGCUCUGGGGCGCUGCGUGUUGUCCCCGUGUCCGUUUCAGCUGCAUCCUCGUGCCGGAGUUGCGCGAGGGAAGUCCUGCGCGUGGCGCAGGGCGAUCCUAAAGGUCUCCCAGGGAAGCGCCGUUCCUCAGUAGCGGAGCGCAUUCGUACUCAAGCGGACGGCUGCUGCUCCUUGAGGAAUAGGCAGGCGGGGCAAGACUUCGGGACGGAAGUCCAGGGCCCCCCUAAGCUAAGCAGAAAGAGCGCGCAAGACUCCCAAGGCGACAGCGCUAGCUUACUGCACUUUGAAGCAAGUUAAGCAUGACACGUUGUCAGCUAAAGGAAUUUGUGUGUCUCCCCCCCCGCCCCCCUAAAAUCGUUGUCCAGAGCCGUGAGAGUCCCUGACUUCAUCACUGAAGACAGUAACUGAGCUUGAUGGACUAAUGGCAUGGCUUGGUCUAAAGCAGAUUCUUAUUAAUUUACUUAGAUGCAAAGAUCUAAAAAGCUUAUUGGGGCUUCUUCAAAUGCAAGCGUGUAUGAGUUCUAUCGCCUUACUCGGAGGUAAAGGGCAAGGCACCCAGUGUGGCUUCCUCCUACUCAGUAUUCCUAGGAUCACACUCUUAGAUGUUUUACCUGGGACUGAGGGCCACUGAGUUUCAUAGGGCUUCUCUACCAACGAGUAAAGCUGCAGUCUUAUCCAUUUAGUCUGUGGAGCAAAUCCUAAGCGAUUUUUCUAAUGAGGAAAUAUGCAUAGGAUCAGGCUUUACAGCACUGAUAUGGACAGUUGCACAUGCUUAUGUGCAUGCACACGCAAAAUACACCCCCCCAUCUCCCUUUUGAAUCUCAUCUGUGGAUGUCAGUUUCAGACUCUAUUGCCUCUCCUAAGUUAGAAGGGCCAUAGCUCAGUGAUUGAGCAACUGCAUUGCAUGCAGAAAGUCCCAUGUUCAGUCACUGGCAUUUGCAUGAAGGACUAGGAGAGACUCCUACCUGAAACCCUAGAGAGCUGCCAGUUAAGUACAGUACUGAGUUAGAUGGACCAAUAGCUGACUCGGCAAAAGGUAGUUUCUUAUGUUUCUAUGUAGAAGUGGGUUCAACAAUGCAGUAAUUGCACUAUUGGGAUUCAGUAUUUGAUGUAAAAAUUCCCAGUAGAUAACUUAUUUUUAAGUCAUUAAUGUGACCUGAUCUCAAAAUCAUUAUAUUUAAGCCUAGAGUAUCUGAAAGCAACAUAGGACAGAGUUCCUAUACUUUUUAUAAUUUUAAUGAUUUUGGAGGGUAAUGUAUGUCAUGCCAUAAGCCUGCAAGAGGUGAGAAACUUUGUGCCUUCUUAAACUACAAAAUUAAAGGUGCGGGAGCCCUUUGUGUCAUACUGUUGGUUGCCAGGUUACAACUGAGCCAGGUUUUGAAAGUUAGGCUGAAGGAGAUAGUGCCAUCUUUGCAAUUUUUUUCUGCCCCAAUUUUCUAUUGAGUUAUUUAUUUGCAGUUCCCCCUUCUUUUUUAUAGCAAGCAGAACUCAUAGGUUUUAAAGGAAAACGUAGGUGCUCUGGUGAUAGGGUUCAGCUUGUAUUAUAUAGGGUAGUACUCCUUUUGAAAAAUCAGGCAUGUAGUCUUGGGGUACUCCUGGACCCAGCUUUGUUCAUGUCUAGACAAGCGGUGGCAGCUGUGGGGGGUGGGGGUGCUUUAUACCAAGCUUACAUUGGUGUGGCAAGUGCACGCAUUUCUAGGAAGCUCAGACCUGCUUUAGUUAUGUAUAUAAUGAGUAACUACAGCAAAGUCAAUGGCCUAGUUUGCACAUAACACUAAACUAUGGUUCAUUAAACCAUAGGUUAGUGUUAUAUAUGGACCCUGCUCAGCAGCUUAACUAUGCCUUGAUUGCGGACAACAAAUCAUAAUCUGAAGCCAUGCUUCGCUGUUGGCUUACAAAUCUUGGUUUGUUUUAACUAUGGCUUGGAGAUGUGUAUUUGUUUGAUGACCUACCCUGGUUGCUCACCCAAAGAACCAGUAGCAAAUGAGACAAGAGCAGCAAAAACAAUUUUUGGAGAAAUUUUUAUUUGUAUGAUCAUCUGUGUGAGAACUUGUGGUUAACCUGCGGUUUGUUAAAUAAAACAUGGCUUGGUAUUGUGUCAACCAGGCUUAUGUGAGACUGCCUCUGAAAAAUCUCUGGAAACUUCAUCUGAUCCAGAAUGCAACAGUAAGGUUAUUGAUAGGUGCCCAUCCCAGUGAAUGUGUGACUGCCAUUUAUUUAUAUUCAAUCAACAAUUCUAAUUUUCAGUAUAAACUUGGCCAUUCCCCUGCAAAGAUACAGUGGUGCCUCGCAAGACGAAAUUAAUCCGUUCCACAAGUGUCUUCGUCUAGCGGUUUUUUCGUCUUGCGAAGCAACCCUAUUAGCGGAUUAGCGCUAUUAGCGGUUUAGCGGCUAUUAAAGGCUUAGCAGCUUAGCUGCUAAAAGGCUAUUAAAGGCUUAGCGGCUUAGAAAAAGGGGGGGAAAGCGAAAAAAAAAUCUCAAGACUCGCAAGACAUUUUCGUCUUGCGAAGCAAGCCCAUAGGGAAAUUCGUCCUGCAAACCAACUCAAAAACGGAAAACCCUUUCGUCUAGCGGGUUUUCCGUCUUGCAAGGCAUUCGUCUUGCGGGGCACCACUGUACAAGUAUUCAAGCCUCAAACUUUGACUGUAUUCAGACAGUCAUUUUUCUGCUUAAUAGGCCUAGAUAUGUGUGAAACACUUCCCUAUGCUCACAGCGACUUCACUGAUUCCUUUCUAGCAUGAAUAAUCAAAUCAGGAAGCCUCUUAUUUCACCAUCAUUUCCCUUUUGUCCAAACUAGGAAACUGGCUGCCAACUUCAGAAAAAGCACAGUUUGAAGUUGAGUUUAUGACUGUUGCUUGUUCUGAAGCUGCCAAACUAUAAAGUUGAUUCAGAUGAAGUGGGAAAUUGUUAUUUGAAGGCUUGAGGAGCAAAGGGGCACCUACUAAUAUUAAUAUUUCAGCUUAUUAAUGUGAGGUAUGAUCAUUAAAAUAGGCUUUUGUUAUGUAAACAUUAAGUGCUAAUUCUAUUAGUGUGAAAUAAAUGCUAUUUUUUUUGCUAGUGCGAGGAUCUGAAGGACUCUAUAUGGUGAAUGGGCCUCCUCUUUUCACAGAGAAUACAGCAUUUCAAAGGUACUUCACUUUUCUCUAUUGUUAAGUGCCAUUUUUAAUUGGAAUUUUAUUUAUUUAUUGAAAGCAUUUCUAAAACAUUGUAAGCAAAAGCAUAACACAAAGACAAUAAAACAGUGUCAUAAAAACAAAGAUACAACAUAGAAAACAGUGAAACAGUAUAAAAACAAAAAAUCAGUAAUAAUAGGAUCCAAUGUUAUGAGUCAAGGACAGCCUGGUCAAGGAGAUCUCUUUAUGAGGUGGUGGCAACUGAUGGAUAAUGCUUCACAUAAAUGAUCAAAACUAUAUCUAAUUGAUUAAAUUCAGAUGUUAAUCAAUAACAAGUAAGAAUUGGUAUACUUAUAUACUGCUAGGGAUAUUUAUCGAACACAGUCUAUUAAUAUUUUUCUAUGCAUUUUGUGUCAUAUACUUUAAUUGUGAUAGAAAUGUAUUUGUUUUUCCAGGGAGUCUGGGAAAAACAGCAAAGUUUUUGCUUUCAGCAAGGAUGGUUCCCUUUUUGCUUGGUGCAAUGGAGAACAGUCAGUAUAACUCCUUCUUUUUUAAACAUUUGUUAAGAAGUUUGGGGGCCUAUAUUAAAUUGUGCAAAGUGUGUUAAAAAAAUUGCUUGAGGAAGGAAAAUUGCUACAAAUACAUGUAUUUGUAGGUAUGUUCAUUCAAAACCAACCUCAGUCAGUUCUCAAUUGAACUUCCAGGAAGAGUGGACAGGAUUAAAGCUUUACCAACAGAUACAAUUCUGUCCAAUUUACGCAUUGCUUUCCAGAUGGUAGGAUUAGAUUGGUAGGAUUGACAGCCUAAAAUGCUUGAAUCAUGGAUGCAGUUGGGCAGGCUUAGCUUACUGAAAUGCAUUGACCUAAGCAUGUGUAGGAUUGUAGUUUCUGAAACUGAAUAUCCUCCCCUUUCCAUUUUGAAUUAGUACAUUUCCAGAGAUGUUAGUUCUGUUUUGUCGUUCUUGGAGUAUUGUAUUGCACAUGUGUGCCAUUCUCAGCAGUUUAGAUAUCACUUAACAUAUAGCAGAUGGGACUGUUACUGUUUAACCUGAGGCCAGCUCCCCAAUCUUACUUUGUGCCAAUUGGGACGAAGUAGUGUGUGAAUAGGCCAAAAAUAGAAAGGUUCUCUUAUCACAGUCAUUUGCAAUGUGACUCUUGCAUGACUUCAGUCUCAAGGGCAUGGUAGUGAAACGUGUGCACACGAGUCUUUGAAGGUUUGGAGUUUGGUGGUUACACACUGAGGAAACUUAAGCAGCGGGCAACCUGCAGCCCUCAGCCUAAUAUGUGAUUGUCUGGGAGGGAACAAAAUGGUGGAAAGAGGUGGCAGAGAGAGAAGGGUUUCCCUAUCUACCUUUGGCCUUGGAUCUGCCUGUUGCUGUCUUACUAUUGCUAAAUUACCCACCAAAGGAAUGCAACCUUGAUAGGAAAAAAAAUUAUAUUAGUGAAAUAUUGAACAGUAUGGUAAGUGGAAAUAUAGUUCUAUAUUCUAUUAAGUGGUUCAAAAGAAAGCAAAUUUGGCACUGAACAAAUAAAGCCUGCUAUAAAUUAACCACCCUAAUCAAGCUUUGUUGAAGUUACCUCUUUUGCUUCCAGAGUAAACAUCGUGAAUGUCACCAGCCAUGAGGUGCUGCGUUCUUUUGAUCAGCCGAAGACAGUUUGCCUUGAAUUCUCUCCAAAGAGCAAUGUCCUGGUAACAUGGCAGCCCUACACAAGUGAGUACUUCAGGUGUCUGCUCCAGCUUCCUUCAGUGUACACAUGGCUGCAGUCGUGCAUGUUGUAAACAUUGGAAGGUUCAUAAAUACUGCAACCUUUUGUAUGCUAGGAUUGUAAGAAUACAGAAGAAAAAUCAAAAAGCUUCCUUCUGAAGUGUCAUAGUAAUAAGUUGUGUAUGGUACCCUUGACUUUCCUUUUUCCAAUUUCCCAUUGCUAUGCCCUUCAAUAUAGACUGCAAGCUCUUCAGGAGAGGGACUUGCAUUUCUUCCUUAGGAUCCCCCCUCCCCACCACUUUUUCUCUGUUGUUAGUGUCAGCCAGCCUUCCCCAAUCUUGUGCCCAUCAGAUGGUUUUGACUCCAGCUCCCAUUAGUUGUAGCCAGCAUAGCCAAUGAGGCCUUAUAUAUUUGUAAAAUUUAUUACCUGCUUUUCACCAGUGGCAGGUUGCAACAAGUGGAAAGUACAGUUAUAAAAUAGAUAAGAAUCACUACUAUAAAAAAUGCAAUUUUAAAAUAGAUAAAAAUCACUUCAGUUUUGAAACACAUAAAACCAUUAUGCAUGGUGAUGGGAGCUGUAGCCUAGAGCAGCAGGUUAGGGAAGGCUACAGUAGGUUAAUAAUAAUAAUGGAAAGAAUCAUACUGAUGGAAAGCACCAAAAAGUCAUUAUGUCUGAUUCAUCAUCCAACACAGUUCAAGGCCUUCCAGACAUCAUGCCCCCAACUAAAACCAGUGCAUACUCAAUUAGAUGUGGUGCUAUUUUCUUUCUCUAAAGGCAGGAGUGAGUGUGUGUCUGUGUCUGUAUGUGUUUGGGGAGGGAGUUAGGGGUUUAGAUCAGAGCCAUAGCACAGGGAAUGGAUUAAAACACACCCUGCAGUUUUUUCCGCUUAAAUUGUCCCCCUAAAACUGCUGUUAGCUGUGAGGUAGGGGAAGAGAGAUCUUGCUUGUCUACCCACCCCAGACAGUGGUUUCUAGUGACAGGGGUUCAGGUAGGCAGAGAGCAAGCAUCUAAACCAGGGAAUGGGUUAAAAAAAAAUCAUCCAGCACUGCAGCAGCCCUGAUUCCAUUUCCCCUGUGGCUGCUCUUAGGUAAAAGGAAAUGGCAUUGGCAGAUCUGCAGUUGAAUCUCCCAUGUCACAUCUCGUUUGGCCCGCAAAUGGAGAGUAAAUGUAUUACUGUUUGGCACAACUAGUUCCAGAUGAACUCAAGCAAAGAAUAGAGUGACUCUUGCCAAAAAAAAUGCAUCUACAAAGGAUUUUGACAUCAGAGGGUAAAUUUAUCUGAUAGGAUAAGCCCGGGCUUUUGCUGACCCUCUAAAAUUAGACCCUGUUUUAUGUGAUUGAAUCUUCUGAAUAUCUGUUGUAAUCACUUUUUACAUACUUUUAUGUGUUUCUAUAUUGCUGUUUUACUGGUUUUAGGUUGUCUUUUUGUUUUAAAGUUUUAACUAGGUAUUUUUUUAGACUGCACACUACUUUUGAACCAUUUAUGAACUAUUAAGAGGUUUAUAAAGGAUUUUAAAUAAACUAGCGUAUUGCAUCUCUAAAGAGUGUUAGGGACUGAGAAUUUUUAUUUCAGGAAAAACCUGUUGUGUCUAGGUUUGUUUAAGAAGGAAAAUAUUUUUUCACACUUACAGAUACGGGAUCUGUGAAAGCAGAUGCUAAAGAAAACAUCCUGUUUUCUUGUCCUUGUGUGCUAGCCUCUAGUAUAGCAUUCCCUAUAAGGCAUUAACAAAAUGCAUCAACAGAACCCUUGGUCAGGAUGUUGUAGAUUAGGGAAGGAGAUCUAGUGCUUAUUUUGAAGGUCACCACUGCAAUAUAUGUUGUUUGUUGUAGCUUCUAAAGAUGGAGGAGCAGGAGUGCCCAACCUUCAACUUUUUGAUGUGAAUACUGGAAAGUUCUUAAAAUCGUUCAUCCAGAAAAAGAUGCAGAACUGGUAAGUAGCAUUCAGGAUAAUUUAUUAUUCACGAAAGCGACUUGAAAACUUUUGUACUUGAAGUUGCAGUAUCUGAUUUUGUUCUGCAGUUCAUAACAUGGUAUAUUUCAUUUCAAGCAACCCUGUAGAUGGUGAGCAAUAUUUGACAUCACGGAAGAAGACUUCUACUCAUGCAGUAGGACUUCCCCCAACACAAAUCUGCUCCAAAAGGUCCCCUAAACUCCCAGAGCAGAUUUUUGGGGCAUGUAGGGGGUUGCAGAGUAAAGAGAGGAAGUAUGCGCUUCACUGCACAAGGGACAUCUGUUCUGUUGGUGAGGCGAUGUCAUUGGAUGUCAGCCUGUCUUAGCAAACCAGAAUGAAAGCAGUGGGAUAAUUGAAAAAUAGCACCAGUAACCAUUUCAAUACUUUUUUCCUAAUUGAAUAAUUCUUAAACAUUUUCAAACCACGUUUCUAAAUCACUUGCCCCCCUCUCUAACCAUUAGGUGCCCUUGCUGGUCAGAUGAUGAAAGCAUAUGCGCCAGGAGUGUUAACAAUGAACUGCACUUCUUUGAAAACAACAACUUCAGUAUGCAAGCCCUUUCUUGUUCUCUAGAUAAGCUUUCCCUUUUAGUUUGCCUUUAUUUCUCUUGUGUUUUGAGCGCCUGCAUUUAUCACAGUUGACCGAUUCUGGGGAACCAUAGCGUUUAUUGAGGGCCUUGAUACAGUUUUGAAGCUCCCUUCUAUAGUACAAAAUCCACAUUGGCCUAAUACCUAAGGAAUACUUGAAUGGAUGAAAAUCAGAAAUAGUUCUGAAAAAUGUUUUUAGAAAGUGGUCCUUACAGAGGGGGCAGCAAUGCCAGGUAGGUCUGUGAAUUAAUUGCUCCUGUGGUUCAGCCAGAGAUGCAUGGAAGAUAAUGAGAGACAAACUCUAAGAGAGCAACCUUGUGUAAGUUCACUCGGAAGUAAGUCCCACUGUGGUCAAUGGAACUUUCUCCAAGGCAAGUGUAAAUGGUUGCUACUUGAAUGUGGUGAUGGAGGCAGAUAUGAGGUUGAGUAGCCAUAUGCAAUAUGUGAUGCAACAACAUCACACUGGCAGUGCAGACACACCCAUUCACAUUGAGGGCAAAUGAGUCCUGGUAAGCCGCAGCCAAACUUGGGCUCCAGGUAGACAGUCUUGCACAGGUAACUUUUCUGAACCUGUUGCAGAUGCUCUAACUAAUCAUGAGCAGUGCCUUACACUUGGAAUUUGCCAAGGCAUCAGCAGUAGGGACUCAUGACCAAUGUCUAGUUUAAGCAUUAAGGGAGGAAGCUGCUUGCCCUUUGGGAAAUGUAAUGGUGUAUGGAGGCAGACUCUCAGAUACAUAAAAGAGAUAGGAGCACUUGAUUCAACAGUGUGAAGACAGCCUGAAGCAAAGUAGCUAACUUACUCAAGGAAAGCCCAAGGACCAAGCUCUCUCAUAGGGGAACCUUUUGCAGGGAUGCGUACCAGAGAUGGGCAAGGGCCAGAGGCAAAAAGUGUGUGAUACUUUUGUACAGGCUGCAUUCCAGCCAUGCAAAAGUCAGAAGUUUCUACUCACACCCACACAUUGCUGCAUCCUCCAUACAGGCAAGCAGGAGAUUAUUACACAUUUCAUGGUAUUUUACAUCAAUACAACGAUGGUGCAGAGUAGGUCUGGUGAGGGGUAUGGUGUUGGGGGAUUUCUGAGAGCCUGGCAGAGGCCUGGAGGGCCAUAUGCAAUUCUUAGGUCUAAGGUUCCUCACCUCUACUCAAGAACAUAGCUAAGAGAAGAGGUUGGACCACACUUAAGCUGAGGAGCUGCUUUGAGCUGUGCCUGAAUGCAUGUAUAAACUUACUUUUUGAACGCACCCCUUAAAAUAUAGACAGUUUAGCUGAAAAAGCUUUAAGAGUUGUAGAAAAUGUGGUUUGUUGCUCCAAUAUAGAUAGAUAGAUAGAUGAUAGAUAGAUAGAUGUGAUUCACUUGCAUCAUGCUGUGAGAAUAUAUAGCUUUAGUGUAAACCAAUUUUGAAGGGGUUAUUCUACUACAUAAAGAAGGCCUUUACCAUUUUGUGUGUGUUUGCUUUUUACUUGCCACUAGCAUAGGCUCAUCAGCAGCAAAAUCUAACAAUUAUUUAGGUAACUUUUAUUAACCUGAGUAAAAUUAUGAUUUUGCAGGUACAAUUGCAAAUAAACUUCAUUUGCAAAAAGUCACCGAUUUUGUGAUAUCGCCCGGGGAUCAGCCAACUAAGGUGCCUUCUUUUGAUUUUUAUUUCUUCGACCAUUUUAAUUUCGUAGGAAUCCUGAAAAGGUUUAUGAAUUAUUCCGCUUCUGUCUUUUGUGCUGCUCUUAAGAAUUGUAUUACCAAGCUGAUUAAAUGUUAUUGACACAGGUUGCUGUCUAUGUUCCUGGAAGCAAAGGAGCUCCAUCUUUCGUAAGGCUCUAUCAGUACCCAAACUUUGGAGGCCCGCAAUCUGCAUUGGCCAACAAGAGUUUCUUUAAAGCUGAUAAGGUGACGAUGCUGUGGAAUAGUAAAGGUAUAAGAAAUUUCAAAUUUCCCCUGUCUUUAUCUGUCAAGAAGUGAAUGUAUUGAUUCUCUGUGUUCUUCUGUGUAGGUAACUAGUGCAAGUGUUUUGUAAUUCUAAGUGCUAAUUGCAAUUUUCUUCUAUGACAUUUAAACUAUACUUGCAGCUACUCUUCCAGACCAGUCCCAUCCCCUGUAACUCCCAGCAUGUAGCAGUCAUAGGCACCCUUCCUUGGGAGUACAAUCAGACUUGCUUCUGAGUAACAGGCAUUACUCAAAAGCCAUUGAGACAGACUAAACUGACAAACAACAUGAAUUGUGCAAAUCUUCCAUUCAUUCUAAAUAGAGCUUCUAUACAGGUUCCAGAUAUAUUGCCUGUCUUUAAAAACGUCACAAGGGAUACUGUAAUAAAUGGAUGCUUGUGAUUCUUUGAGCGGUAAUGCAGUCUUCGAAGCUUUGCCAAGAAAAUACAACUUCAUGGCACAUUUUAUAGUUCUCCAACAGUAUCACAUUAAUGUGCAGAGUGCCUUUUGCACAUGCAAAGGAAUCUUUUGCUUUGUUUCUGUGAGUUAACUCCAGUCCUUGCACGCUAGGGUUGCUGGUAUUCCAGUGAGUUGUAUAUAGUACAAUUUUACCUCGGGUUACAUACGCUUCAGGUUACAUACACUUCAGGUUACAGACUCCGCUAACCCAGAAAUAGUACCUCGGGUUAAGAACUUUGCUUCAGGAUGAGAACAGAAAUCAUGCAGCAACGGCGCAGUGACAGCGGCAGGCCCCAUUAGCUAAAGUGGUGCUUCAGAUUAAGAACAGUUUCAGGUUAAGAACGGACCUCCGGAACGAAUUAAGUACUUAACCCGAGGUACCACUGUAUACUGAUCAGGAAGCAAACACGUUGGGUGGAGGUGGGUUGUGGCAUUACUAUAGCAAGCACAGUGGCCAUAAACGGUCUUUGGGAUGUUUAUAUAAACUCGGUGCGAAUACAGCUCUGAUGGCUGAUCUGUGCACCGUGGCACAUGAGCUCUCUUUCAAAAACAAAUUAGGCAGAUUUGUAAGUUGGAUUUAUCUUGCUAAAUGAUGAUUCUUCAGCUAUGGUGGAACAGUCCUUUGCUGCAGCAAGUAAAGCAGAAAAUGGUACCAGGCUGCUGGUUUUCCCACAGUCUGUACAAAUUGGUCAGUGAGAAGAAGGGGGUUCAACAUGUAAGAACCUAAGAGCCCUGCUGGAUCUGUCUCCCCAGCAUCCUGUCUUCCACAGUGCCUGCAAGAAACUGUUGCUCUCUCUGUUGUUGUUCCACCGCCAGCAGCUGGUACUUUAAGAGCUGCUGCCCCUGCCAUGCAUUCCAGUUUCAUUUUAUUGAACCUUAAAUUAAUAUCAUUGGGUAGUUUGCUUUCUGAAAACAUUUAAUUACUGUUGUUUUUAUAUCCAAAUAGCUACUGCUGUGCUUGUAAUCGCUAGUACAGAAGUUGAUAAAACGGGAGCUUCGUAUUAUGGGGAACAAAAUCUGCAUUACAUCGCAACGAAUGGGGAAAGUGCUGUCGUACAACUACGUAAGUGACUCUCCUAGUAAUUGUAUAAUGAACUGAAAAAUCGUCCUCCAUAUAUGCUAAAAGAUCUGUAAUGUUCUUUGGAAAUAAACUUCAGUCUCCUGUGUUUGCUCUGAUGACCAACCUUGUACAGAUUAAAUUCCUUUGGAAUGUUUUCGUUUUGACUUUUGCUAUCUGAAGUUCUAUUCAUUCAGAAGAAGUGAGGUAGUAUAAGAGUUGAGCUCGAAAGUGCGGACUAUAGAGAGGAGAUGGGGACAGGAUGGAGCACCUAAUUCCGUUAAGGAGCCCCUGAUUCUUGAAUUGGGAAAAGAAAGUGGUUAAAACUAGGACUCCAAAUCAGUUUUAAAGCCCCAACCCCCAAUUGUUGAAUUGCUUUUAAUCUGUCGCACUUAUUAUAAUUCAACAUAUGUAUAUAUUACAAAGCUUAAACAGAUCAUCCAUCUUGAGCACGUGAUAGUUGGGGCGUGACAACUUAAGUAAGAAAAGGGUACCUGUUCAUUUUAAGAAAGUAAAGCCCUCUUAACAGUGUCUGGACCAAUUGCAAUAUAUCCAGAGUGUUUACUACUAAUGAGACUACUCUUUAAAUCUGUAAAACAUGUAGACCGUUUUAACCGAUUAAGGUUUUUAAUUGCAAUGAGUUAACUAAACGAAGGAAAACGUGCGGCCCUUGUGGAAUAGCCUUUCAGGGCUAAUCCUGCUGAAAGAAACUUGGGCAGUGUUCUGGCCACUGAAUAAGGAGGUGUUUCUCUCAUCACGUGGCCAGGCUACUCGCUGGCUGCUGCUCCUCAGUAGUGGCAGGAGAGAUGCGGUUAUCCGGCUGUGGUAGAAUAAUGACAGUCUAAUGUAGGCCUGAGUAACUUAUGUACUUCCAAGCCUACUGUAGCACAGCAGGCAUACAGUGUGGUGUCUAGAUGCUUGACAAUCCACACACAAAUACACACCUUCAGUGUGUGUGUGUGUGUGUGUGUGUGUGUGUGUGCACUCACACAUGCAAUCUGAAAGAGGCAGCAAAAAAAGAUUAUUGAAUCACUCUGCUAAGGAACAAUAAGGCUGUUUUCAGCUUCACAGGUUACAAGUUGUGGUGGCCUGUUCUAAUAUCUUGCAGUUUUAAGGAGGCUAACGUUAUACCUAUGCUUGUUAACAGAAACUAACAUGACUUGUAACUGUUCUUCAAAAUCAAUUCCUUCUUCAGGCACAUGUAGAUAACAGUUUUAAAAAAUUCAACUGUUUCCUUUUUCUCUAGCAAAAAAUGGUCCUAUUUAUGAUGCAACCUGGAGCCCCAAUUCCACAGAGUUUUGUGUCGUCUAUGGUUUUAUGCCUGCCAAGGCUACAAUCUUCAAUCUGAAAUGCGACCCCGUGUUUGACUUUGGAACCGGCCCACACAAUGCUGCCUACUACAGCCCUCAAGGACACAUCUUAGUCUUAGCUGGAUUUGGGAAUCUCAAUGGGCAACUGGACGUUUGGGACGUUAAAAACUACAAACUCAUUUCCAAACCACAGGCCUCGGAUUCCACGUACUUUGCCUGGUGCCCUGAUGGGGAACAUAUUGUAACAGCUACAUGUUCUCCAAGGCUGCGGGUUGGGAAUGGGUACAAGAUCUGGCAUUACACAGGCCCUGUCCUAUACAAGUAUGAAGUCCAGCAGAACGCAGAACUUUGGCAAGUUGCCUGGCAACCCUUUUUGGAUGGCGUCUUUCCAGCGAAGGCGGUAACAUAUGCUGUUCUGAGCAAAGCGCCAAACGACGAGCCCAAGGCUGCCCAAGCUUACAGGCCCCCAGCUCUGAGAAACAAACCUGUGACUAGCUCUAAACUAGUAAGUAACUGCUGCCGCCUCUGCUGUAAAAUGUCUUGCUGAAAAAUGUCUUCCCAGCUCUGGGAAAGGGUAGGGGGCACGAUAUUAAAUCCAGUCCUUUGUUCUUCCGCUUCAACUGGUAAUUAGCACUAUUGAAGGCCAUUUAACUAGGACUUUGCAAAUGCCAAGAUUGGAUUCCCCUACCCACUUGCCCCACCCAACUAUAAUCAUGUAUUGUUUAUAAAAGCCGCUGAGGUACACAUAAUAUAGGAAAGGUAUAUGUAAGCACUGGUUUGCACAAGUGUUUUUCUGCUGUCAGAUCAGUACAUGGUUGUUUUUUUCAGUCUGUGGGAGUAAAGGCAGGGUAAUCUUAAAUACUCAUUUCUUUUCAAACAGGCUGUGCAAUAGAAGUACAGUAACUUCUUCCCCCAACUUUAUUUUUAAUAUAAAGGCCUUCAGUCACCUAAAAAAGUGGCACAUUAAAACGUUAUAAUUUUAACAUAUAGUUCAUAUUUCCAAAACAAAUAAAUAUAUUUCUGUGAAAAUGCUCCUGUUUUUGAAUAAAUUUUGGCUCUUUUGGGCAAAUCAGGCUGUAAACCUUCUUAAAGUAAACCAACUACUAUUGUAGGAGGCCUUGCUGGCACAUCACCAGGAUAGACACUUGGUAUAGCUCAACAAUGGCAGAGAAGUUUCAAACCAUGUAGCCUUUUUAUUUUUAAAAGAAUGAAUAUGGUUGGGAUUUAAUCCCACAAAUUCAUUACCAGAUGCUUUGAAUUUGUUGGUACAUUAUCUGCAGCACUUCCUCUGAAUUCUUCUUUACCAGUUCCUCAUCCCUGUAAUCAUAGAAUUGUAAGAGUUGGAAGGGACCUCAAAGGUCAUCUAGUUGAAUCCCCUGCAAUAUAGGAAUCUCAGCUAAAGCAUCCCUGACAGGUGGCCAUCCAUGCUGUGCUUAAAAACCUGCAAUGAAGCAGAGUCCACAAUCUCCCGAGGGAGUCCCUUCCAUUGUUGAUCAGCUCUUACCAUCAGAAAGUUCUUCCUGAUCUUUGGUCAGAAUUUCUUUUCUUGUAACUUGAAGCCAUUGGUUCGUUUCCUACCCUCCGGUGCGGAAGAAAACAAGCUUGAUCCAUCAUUCGUCCUCCCUAUUGCUGCAUCAUGGGAGCCUGUUCCAUGAUCAAGCAGUAUCCCUGUUGUGUCGCAGGGAAAAAGGGGCUCACAGGAGAUGCCAUUUGCACAAGGAGAUUCUGGUAAUUGGCCUCUCUUUCCCAUGAGGAUUAAACAGUUAUGACCAUAUCCCUGAUGGGUUCUGACACUAAUGGGGGUUUAUUAAGCAAGCAUCCCGUGGAUUGCUCACAUCUCAAUAGUGGAGAAGGGGAAAGCACCUCCCAACAACAUUUUAAAGACUUGAGAUGACAGAGCGAAAGGAAAGUUAAAGAAAAGUGGCAGUAACUAAGCUUGAUGGCAAAUUAGGUUUUAUCCUUUUAUAGUAGUACGAAGAAUUAAUUCCUCAGGGCUUACUUCUGAACAGCUGCGAGCCUGCUUGUUAGCAGUCACUAAAAAUAUUAUACAAGAGCAGUACUAUUCACUGAAAUAUCAUUUUCUUCCUAACAUAAUAACCUCUCAAAACUUGUUUGGGACACGCAUGCAAAUGGGUACCAUGUAUACAGCCUGCAGGGCUUUCCCACAGCUGCCAGCAUGCAGAGUUCUGGCUUUGACUCCAGAGUUCUUCAUUCAUUUGUUGGAUUCUUGCCUCUCUGGAAGAUGUUUAAGGCACUGAUACCCUACCAAAAUAUGAGAACCCUAGGUUACGACUUCAAAGAUACAAUGGAGCUGGUAUUUCCUAGUAUAAAUGGGAAACUAUAAUGCUUGUGGGUGUCAUGCAAGAACACAGUCUCGAAGGCAUGAUACAUUUCAAACAGAAUCUAAGUUGCAGUAACCGAAUCGCAGUAGCCGUCUAAAUAAUAAUAUGCUGUGCUUUUCUUUUUAUUAUCUGUUCGGUUACUGCUGAUAGCUCUUAUCUCUCUAGCCCAGCUGCAUCCUCAGUUAUAGGGCUGAAGCUCAGCUGUUAGAGCAUGAGGGUCGUGGGUUCAAGCCCAAUGUUGGGCAAAAGAUUCCUGCAUUUCAGAGGGUUGGAGUAGAUUACCCUUGUGGCCUCAUCCAGCUCUACAGUUCUAUGAUUCUGUAAUUUACGAAUUUAACGCUUCCUGUGUCGGUUCACAUACAGAGUCACUACUAUGCCUUCAUCUCAAAUGUAAGGUCUUGUCGCUUUUCCUGCCCAGGCAUUACAGGUUUUUCCCUCCUACAUUUAUUUGCACAAAAUGACCCUUGGGUAUUUUUUUCCUUGUUUUUCGUGUGAGGUGCCAAUUCAUUCCUUAACCGCAGUUCAGAUAGGAGAGGAGAAUUUGUUCCAGGAAGGUAGUCCAAUAGUUCUUCAUCUCCUAGCUAUAAUGAAUGGGAAACCUAUAUUAAUCUGCAUUUGCCUUUUAUGUAGAGAGUCAUUAAUCUCCUAUUUUCCUUUUUCAGUAUUCAAAAACAGGUUUGAGAACAUAGCUCUUUACUUCCUCUUUCUUAUUUUCUUUUUGAAAGAGCGUAACCUGAGACUACCAGCACUGAAAGGAGUGUUGGUUUCUCCCACACUGCUGGUCAUUGCAAGUGACUUAUGUCUUACUAACUCCAUAAGCACAGUUAAUAAGAGGUUUGUUAUGAAAGAAGGCUGAUGUAAUCCUAAUCGCAUGUGACAGAGGAACAAAACUGGUCAUUGAGAAACAUAUUAAGCUUCUUUGAAUUUUUUAAGGUGUGUAGUGGGUUAAAGUUGCUCAUAGCACAGUCUAAUACAGGCAUGUCCAACAGGUAGAUCGUGAUCUACUGGUAGAUCGUGGGGUCUUCCUGGUAGAUCCCGGUAGAUCUCUGGCCCCUCAGUGAUCCCCUUCUCCCCUUCCCAACGACAAUGGGUAGAUCACUGCCAGUUUUUUUAUACUGUGAGUAGAUUGCAGUACAUUGGGAAUUGGACGUCCCUGGUAAUACAUGUCCACUCAGAAUUAAGUUCAUUGGGGGUCUUCCCAUAGUUAAGUGGGUGUUACUUAGGGGACUGCAGGCUAGGAAUCAAGUAACAUUAGGGGAUUUAACCUACAUGAUAUAUUAAAAAAUUAAGCUGCACAGUGAAGAGGGGGAAAGCUCUUGUCUUUAUUAUUUUAUGAAGGUUUAAAGGUGUACCUGAAAUGCCUGUAGUGCAGUCUUUAAUCCCUCACUUGGUUACCACAGGCAAGUCUGGAAUUCCCUCUAGGUGAGCAAGCAGGCUUGUGAAGGAGAAACCGAGCCCUCUCUUUCGCUUUUGCCAGCCGCUUGGAUUCUGUACUGGUUGUGAAAGUAACGAAGCCCUUUCCUCGAAGGGCAGCGUGGAAACAGCAGGCUGGUGAAAAAGAGACUUGGCUCCCUCUUCCUCCUUCCUGAGAUUACUCCACUUACUGACUGCAGAUUUUUAUACCAGUUUUUUUUACUCAUAAGAUGGUCGUCUCUUGCAAGCCAAAGAUGACUGGUAAAAAUGUUUGGAUGGUUAGUAAUAAGGCUGCAGCAGUGGAAAUGAAACAAGCAUCCCCUGAAACACAAAAGCAAAAUAGAAGAAGAGAACUGUUCCUCCCCUCCCCUGCCGGCUGUCUUUAUUGAAAUGGAUGCUUCAAAAGUUUUCACUUCCCAUGCACAGAAGCAACACUUGCACAAUAAAUUCUGUGGAAUCCUUGUGCAUAAUAUAGAUUGAGAAUGACCAGCUGGUUGUCUAUAGGCCACGGGUGGCCCAUAAAAGGAUUGAUCUGUCCCUUGGCAAGUCGACCAACUUUUUAAUCAAGAUGGAAUUUCAAAAAAAUGGACAUAUAAGGAAUAAUUGCUUUCAAAAUGUGUGUGUGUGAGAGAGAGAGAGAGAGAGAGGAAACAGAUAGAAUGACAGACAUUUCACAUUUCAGUGUUGUCUCUCUCUAUAACAUGUCAUUCUCAUCCACAAAAGUUGCUUUCUGUGACAUAAGCUCACCACCAGCCCCUUAACUGCAUUAUAGUGGAUAGAAUUAUCCUGGGAGUACCCAGGAUACUUUGUGAACCCUGAAACAGAUAAUCAUAAUUGAGUAAUGCACACGCACACACACUAAUAAGUGACAAUCUACAUGGGUUUCACACAAUUUCUUAACAUGGAAGUAAGUCCUCUUUUGUAGGGCUGAGAUGGAGAACAUGAGACCCUCCAGAUGUUGGACUACAACUCCCAUCAUAAUUGGUGACGUUGGCUAUGGCUGAUGGGAGUUGGAGUUUGACCACAUCUGGUAGGGCCACAGGUUUCCCAUCCCUAGUGUAGGGGUUGUGUAGUUGUGGCAUUGCUAUAAGACAUGUGGCGUAAGUGAACAUAAAAAACAACACCACAAGCCCCUCUUAUCAGGCAGCAGAUAAUUAUGUGUGGGUUUUCUUAUGGUAAUUUCGUCCCCCCCCCCCCUUUGCUUUCUCUUAGCAUGAGGAUGAACCACCGCAGAACAUGAGAUCCAAAAAUGGCGAUAAACCUUUAUCUAAAACAGCACUCAAAAAUCAAAGGAAGCACGAGGCAAAGAAAGUUGCCAAACAGGUAUGGCUGCUGCUUCAGUUCUCUUGAGCAAACGGUUGCAUUCACAUUUUCUAAACCUGUUUACCUAUACCCUGAACAGAGCCAAAACGUGCUGAAUUCCAACAUUCUGGGGAGCUUAACAUGUAUACCAUUCGUGUAAAUGUCCCACGGGGUUGUAUACGAAAGACAUUGUUCCAGAUGUUGAUUUAAUUUGUUGGUUUUUUACAGGAGGCUAGAGCUGAAGGGAGCCAGGAAGUUACUCCGGCCUCACCAGUACAGAAUGCAUCGCAGAAUGCGGCUCCCUCCAUAACAUCAGGAGAUCCUGAGGUUGAUAAGAAGAUAAAGAACCUGAAGAAGGUGGGGAGCUUUUCUAAUGAAGAAGCUUGUCUGUUCUGGCAAAAGGUCUUCUCUCCAACCCCAACCCCCAGUACCUGACAGCUGUCACUUCUCUCACCAUCUAACUUCUUUAUUAUUAUUAUGUUAGUAUAAUGCAUAGAUGCACAAUAAGGGCUAUUAGGUACAGAGCCAAUGUUCCCCAAGGCAGCCAAAGUCCUCCAGUCUCUUCCCUAUUGUAUUAGAAACAGCGUGGCAGCUGCUAGACAGGCUAUAUGAGAAAUCCUGUGAGUGCCAAAAGUAGGGAAAAUGCAGCAGACACAUAUGCAAGUAUUAUUAUUUUUUUAAAAGGAUGGGAACCUGUAAGGUUGAGGAGAGCAGUGGUGCAGAGGGGUGAUCAGCUCUCCCUUGCUGUCCCCCCCCCAAAAAAAAAUCAAAAUAGUCUGCCAGCUCCUCUUCUUUCUGGAGCAGAAAAGUUACAGGAUGGGAAGCAUCUGGAAGAGCAAUUUUAAGUGGGGAUAGGCACAAUGUUCUUAUCUAGAUAUGCUCUCUAAUCUUGCAAUAAACCAGGCAUAGGCAAACUCAGCCCUCCAGAUGUUGUGGGAUUACAGCUCCCAUCAUCCCUGACCACUGGUCCUGUUAGCUAGGGGUGAUGGGAUUUGUAGCCCCAAAACAUCUGGAGAGCCAAGUUUGCCUAUGCCUGCUAUAAACUAAUGUGGCACAAAAUCCUUUCCAUUCAGCAGCCACCACUCCAGGGUGCAGAGCAGCAAUCUAUAUGACGGCUGUUGCUCUCAACAGAGUGCUUGAACCUACCAUAUCUCCUUUAGGAAAGCAAGAAAUCAGUGUGCAUUUUAAUCACUCAGCUGCCCGCUUGCUGAUCUGUGGUUUGGGCUGCAUAACUCAGGCUCUCUCUGUGCUGUUUACACCUUUCCGCAGGGAAAAAUAUAUUUCAAAGGAGCGUGGAGGCAUCCAUGACCUUGAGGAUAAUGCUUAGGGAACAGUAGGACUUCCGGGGUGGCGCCAUCGGCAAUGGCGGACUCCCUCUGAUCUGGAGGGACUAGCUCCACGCGAAAUGGGUCUUUUCCGCUACGGCGAAGUGGGGACCCUUUUAAAAAUCACAGGCGGAUGAAGCCUGUGACCAUGGGACUCGGCGGGCACCUUUAGCGCCCCCCCAACCCGCAAAGGAACCCACUAACGGGCUCCGGAGCGAAGAGGGGGAAGUGGCGCGGUGCUGAGAGUCAACUGCUUCUUCCGUGGAGUGAAGCCGCACAGCCGUUGCCGGAGAGCGCUGCCUUUUUCCUGGGACAAUUUGGCUUCUAAAAUAAUCACCCGUGAGUACUUAAAUUUCGGACAAUUGGACUUUAAAUAAGGACUUGCGAGCAGAAAGGAAAACUAGACUUAAAGGUUUACCUCAAUUUGGCACUGAAACGGGAAGGUCUAAACAGGAAGUCAGCCUUCCGUUUCUUUGUAGAUAGAUUAAAGCAAAGACAUGGCAAACUAGAGCUCAGAAAAUCACUUGUAAAAGAUUAACUUUCAUCAUUUAAAAUUGUUGAACCCCCCUUCGGAAGCAGGAGAAGAGGGGGGAUUUUUUUUUGGACUGUUUAAACCUGCAGAAGUGAGUGUAAAGUAAAGUAACUUUCCACCGUCCUGAUCCUGGGGCGGGGUGUCAGGCCUGACGUGCUUUGAAGCUCAUUGACCAGAGACAAACGUUUUUGACAGAUAGCUAUAAGAAGAGAAACAUUGAUUCCAUUGUUCCCCUUCGCAUUUUAAAGGAACAAAUAUUGACAAAAUAUCUGAAAAAGGAAACCUUGUUGUUAGACUUGUCUUUAAAAGAAAGAACAAAUAGAAGUUUUCCCCCUAGAGGGAGACUGUGAAACUGUAACCAACUCCGGGGAGCUUGCAGCUGUUACAGAUUACAAUCGUGGGAAUAGACUUCUGACCUUGCAGGACAAUGUAUUCAGAAGCUCUGUUGUGUGCUUUCUGUAAAACAAAUGCCCUAUUGGAACACCUACAUGAGAAGACGGAUUUGAUGACUGAUGCGAUCAGAAAUUUUGAACAGGCAGUGGGAAAUUAUACGGAGCCCACCCAGGAAUUAAAUCAGGAGUGUGCCCUGACAGAACAGAUGAGGGAAGAGGAUGUUGCUGAAUCUUGGGCGCCAGAGAUGAAGGGAGCUGUGGCCCAGCAGGAACAUGAGCUUUUGGACUUGACAAAUGAACUUGGAACAGCCAGAUUUAGCAAGAUAAAGUUUGGUUUGGUUUGGAAAUGGGGGGUUGGAUAGACCCCCCUAUGCAGGGAUGUUUGGACCUUUCAAGUCUGGCAAUGGGCCGUGAGAUGUUUGGGGUUGUGGGGGCUCUUAAUUUUGGAGGGAUUUUGAAACAUGUUCUUAAAUACCACAUGGAGUUUAGUGUGGACUAUGGAAAAGGGGCUGAUUUGUCGAGAAGGGUCAAAAACAUUGUAGGGCUGGAGUUCCCACGAGUGAAAGGAGCAGGAGACAAAGGAAAAUACAGUUAUAAAUAUGAAGAAGAGCUGCGGAAGGGACAUGGAAGAGACUUAAGGGCCUUGGAUACAAGGUUACCAGGUUAAUGUGCUAGAUCGAUGGGAUAAUAAGGACUGACAAAACCCGGGACCAGGAGGAAUUUUGUUUUUAUUUCUUUUUUUUUACUACUAGGAUUGUUUUAUAAAAUUGAUGAAUGUUAGAAAAAUGUUGGAACGAAAUUACUUGGCUUUAGCAAAAAUGUUUAAAGAAUUAUGUAAGAAUAUUAUGGUUAUGAGAAGUUGGUAAAAAUAAGAUUUAAGUUUUAAGCUUUAAGGUUCUUUAUAGUAAGAUAAGAUUAAAAUAGAUUAAGGUAAUGUAAUGACAGAAUAUUAUGAAAUAUGGAAAGGAUUUGCUGCGACAAUUAACAACUAGGAUACAGAAAAGGGAGGAGGAGGAGGUCAAAGAAAGAAGGUAAUGACAGUUGAGGAUUUGAGAAUGAUGGAUUUGUUUUUGAGUGUUUGUGGUGUAUUUUUGUUUUUUUGAAUUUGUAUUAUUUGAUGUGGUUUGUUUUUUCUUUUCUUUCUUUCUUUUUUUCUGCUUUGUUCUCUUUUGUAAUUCUAGAAAUUUUCAAUAAAUAUCAUUUUUUUAAAAAAUGCUUAGGGAACAGUAAAGGGCACUUCCUCUCUCUCCUCCCCCCCCCCAAAUCCUACAGCAUAAAUAUUCAAAUGUUGUCUUAAAACGUGUGUUUUUUCCCACCACCGCAGAAACUAAAAGCAAUUGAACAGCUGAAGGAUCAGGCUGCUACAGGCAAACAACUAGAGAAAAACCAGGUAUGCCUAUUCAUAUAUUAUUCUGUUAUUAGGGAUGGCUUGUACAGCACGUUAAAAGUACUAAAAUGUACUAUUAGUACAUUAUAAAUGUAAAAAAGCACUAUUCUGUUUUCUUCUGAAAACAAUAAAUUGCCAGCACCGAGAUUCAAUAAGUUCUGUUUUUUCUUGCAAUCGAAACAAAUGCUCUGAACUUACUUGAAUGUGCUCCUUUUAAAGUUGCAAUGUGGGACUAGAGACAGAAGUCAUGACCUAGAACCUCUUGAAUGCACGGGACUCUCCUUCCCACACAUGGCAGGCAGACAUCUUGAAAUGAAUAGUGUUUGUGAGCACAUCAGAUGAGCCCUGCUGGAUUGGACCAAAGCGCCAUCUAGCCCAUGUAUGGGAACCCUCAGGCCCUCCGGAUGUUGCUGAAGUACAACUUGGGGCCACCACCGAAGGGGAGAAACCAAAGGGGGCCAUCCCUUUGGGGGUGGAACGAAGGGGUGGGCCACCCCCUUGUGCUAUAAUUACUGUUCUAACGGGGAUGGGGUUUUUAACUUGAGUGGGUGCUGUUUAUUUGGUUGGGUGGGGUGGUUUAAAAUUGUUUUUAAAUAUAUGUUAAUUUGUAUUUUGCAUUUGUGGGCUGGGGUAAUGGUUAGGGGCCUUUGUUGGGGAGUGCAUUUUUUCUUAGCUUUUGUAUAUUAGUAUAGUUAAUUGUUUAAAUUAUUUUCAUUACGUAUUUUGUGCUUUUUGUGUUGUACCUUUAUAGUGUGAUCUGCCCUGAAACCUACGGGUAUAGGGCGGUAUACAAAUUUAAUAAAUAGCAACAACAACAAUUCCCAUCAGCGCCAGCAAGCAUGGUCAGGGACCAGGGAUGAUGUCAGUUGUGGUUAGAGAGCCCAAGAGUCCUCACACCUGUUCAACCCAACAGCCUGUUUUUAAUUAGUGGCCAGAGAGAUGCUUCCAGGAAGCCCAUUGGCAGGCCAUGAAAGUAAGUUUUCUGACCCAGUUCCUAUGGAGUCCUAAAGCAUCUAAACAUGGACGUUACAUUUGGCUGCUGCGACUGAGAGCCACUGAUACCCACCAAGAAUCUCCCAUCUGGAUUUAAGUUAAGAAAUGGUUUUCAGAAGUAGAUAGCUUUUGUCGGAUAUGACUGUUCUGUGUACUCAAGUUUAAUUUUUCCUUUGCCUGUGCUAAGUAGUAUCUGAUGGUGUCUUCUGUGUAUAUGUCCUAGCUGGAGAAAAUUCAGAAAGAGGCUGCCCUCCUAAAGGAGCUGGAAGAGUUGGAGCUGGGUGUUUAGAAAGAAGACAGAUGAAACUCAUGGGUUCGUUUUGUAGAAUCAUUUAAUAAUAAAAGACUGGAAAUGCUCAUUUAAAAACACUAUACACAGCUACAUUUUUAUUUCCUUGUCCCUAAUAUAUGGAUACAUGUAAAAAUUUUGAGCAGAAGUAUUGUAAAUCAAAAUGAGGCAAAUAACUUGCUGUGAUUCCAAAAUGGUAUUACUGAACUAAAUAAAGUACAGUGGGUCCCUCUAUUUACUCUUUGGCCAGAUACAAUAGAAGUGACCCUUAUGCAAUAAGAAGACUGUAGAAUAUAAUAAAAAGCAUUUUCCAUUUAAUAAA